Messenger RNA from Gasterosteus aculeatus aculeatus (three-spined stickleback), 1983 nucleotides. It is a transcript of the gene ca7, whose product is annotated as carbonic anhydrase VII. The record is from RefSeq and is a predicted model, not a curated record. Gene Ontology annotation, cellular component: cytoplasm. Gene Ontology annotation, biological process: regulation of intracellular pH. Gene Ontology annotation, molecular function: zinc ion binding; carbonate dehydratase activity. NCBI's taxonomy places the organism in Eukaryota, Metazoa, Chordata, Actinopteri, Perciformes, Gasterosteidae.
GGCUCUUAAAUGCCCCUCAUCAAUAGCCGCAUGUACUGAUAUCCGCGUCCGUCUUCCACCUGCGCACCGGAGCGCCGACAAAGUUUGGUCAGAGGUGAAUCCGCUAAGAGGGAUGAUGACGGGGAACCACUGGGGAUAUGGAAAAGAGGACGGUCCUUCUGUCUGGCACAAAAACUACCCGGUUGCCCAGGGGGACCGGCAGUCUCCCAUUGACAUUGUCCCUCACCAGGCUUCACAUGACCCAAGUCUGGAUCCGGUUGUCCUAAACUACGAUCAGUGUACCUCCACCAAAAUCAGCAACAGCGGAACCUCUGUUGUUGUGGAGUUUGACGACUCGGAUGACCGCUCAGUGAUCCGGGGAGGCCCCCUUGACAACCCCUACAGGCUAAAACAGUUUCACUUCCACUGGGGCGGAAAGGGCUGCCAUGGCUCUGAGCACACUGUCGGAGGAAAUAGCUACGCUUCUGAGCUUCAUUUAGUACACUGGAAUGCUGUCAAGUACAAGACGUUUGGGGAGGCCGCAACUGCUCCCGAUGGCCUCGCUGUCCUCGGCAUCUUUUUAGAAACAGGUGACGACCACAGAUGGCUCCACGUGAUUACCGACGCUCUGUACACGGUGAAGUACAAGGGUAGUGUCGCCGAUUUCAAAGGUUUCAACCCCAAGUGCCUGCUGCCCAGCAGCCUCCACUACUGGACCUACCUGGGAUCCCUGACCACACCCCCCCUGCAUGAGAGCGUCAUCUGGGUUGUCUUGAAGGAGCCAAUCACAGUGUCGGAAAAGCAGCUGGGCAAGCUGAGAACGCUUCUGUUCUCCGGAGAGGAGGAGAAUGAGAGGACGCGCAUGGAAAACAACUUCAGACCUCCCCAGCUUCUCAAAGGCAGGAAAGUGCGUUCCUCCAACUAAUGUGACCCCCACAGGUCUGAAGUCCUAGAUUACAGCGGCUCUAUAAAAUGCAUUGAUAUGAUUGUACUUACCUUUAUGGGUAUUUUUGUCUGAAUUGACUUUGCACAGAAGAGUAAUUCUCAUCACUGCCAGCUCAUUGACAUGCGUGUGUCCUCUUCUGGUCAGAAGCUUCAAUGGCAGAGCGACGCAUCAUUUUUAAAAAUGUUUUAGGGACAACUGAAAGUGAUACAAUGAAGCAAUAUAACAAUAUUAACGUUGCAAGUUUGUUAUUUGACUAAACAGUGUUAAUAUCUGACAUUAUUAUAACAAGCUACAUGUAAUGAAAAUUCAAAAGAUGAAUGUGUUGCAAAAGCGAGCGCUUGUAAGGUGCUGUCAUAUGAAACCAAUACAUGCAGACUGGUAUGAUGCCAUUCUGCAGAUACACAGCCUUGGCCUCCUUACUGAUCUCGAUUGAUCCCUCGUUCCAGCCCUUUGCUGUGGGAUUCCCAGUCCCCGUGAGCAUAGAUCCCUUCCAGUCCAGCAAUCCCAACUGAGAGGGGGUCCCUUCGGCCAUGACGUAAGGCAUGGAAAUCUCUGGUCCUUUAGAGCUCGAGCGACUUGAAAUAUCCGUCAGCCAGCAGGGUGAUAGAUUUUCUUUAAAUCUGGAGGCCUUGCUAAAGAUAAUGGCUUCAGAUAUUUCUCAUGUGGAAUUCCUUAUUUAUAGGUACUGCGGCUCCAACAAAGCUGCCGAUUGAAUUCAAUAUUUCAAACAGUGAAUCUUUGGCUUUAAAUUGCAGUGCUGCUGUUUCUACCAUGCAGGAAGUGACGCCUGGAGCCGCACUCGUAAACAUGCAGUCCAACAUGUAAAUGCUGGGUGUCUCACUUGGGAGAGUUAUGGUGACUUUGUCUAAUGCAGGUCCUUAUUCAGAGGGACCCAAAUAUUUUUAAGGUACAGCAGUAAUGGACUUAUUUUGUUUCGAUACAAUAAACACUGGCAGUUAUUUGUUUCUUUAUGUGAAAGAACAUUACAAUUGUAGUUUGAGUGGUUUAUGUAUUUAAGGUUUUAAAACCUAUGAAUUAAAUAAAUGAACUUAGGGUCA